Molecule: messenger RNA, 369 nt
Organism: Lottia gigantea (owl limpet)
Lineage: Eukaryota; Metazoa; Mollusca; Gastropoda; Lottiidae
Exons: 1
Molecular function (GO): protein binding
Source: RefSeq, a predicted model, not a curated record
UUAACACCAUUAAUGAUGGCUUCAAGAAUGGGACAUAUUAAAUUUGUUAAAUUUUUAAUAGAUAAUGGUGCCGACGUAAGUUCGUUUGAUUCAUUUGGAAAAACAGCGCUAAUGAUAGCCAUUGAUAAUAAUCAAGAAGAUUGUGCUAGAUUUCUUGUCGAUAACGAUUUAGCAUUUGAAAAAAGUGAUGUUAUGGGGUACACUCCCUUACAUUUGGCUGCCAAACACGGACUCUGUUCUCUUGUUAAAUUAUUGGUUUCUAAAGGCUGUUCAAUCAAUUACCUAAACAAAUUUCAGUAUGGAGCUCUCCAUUCAGCAGCUGCAAACGGACACACUGAUAUAGUCAAAUGGCUGAUUGAAAAUGGUGCU